AUGCAUAUUCCAGGCCUCCAUCACGAACACCACCACAAUUCUAGUGAGCAACAAGUUCCGGAAACAGUUAUUAUUACCGGAGGAAGUGGUUAUAUUGGUCAACAUAUAAUUGGUGAAUUGUUGAAGCAAGGCUAUAAAGUUGUCGCAAUUGUCAGGUCUCAAAUCGACGGAACAAACCUUAUUGAGCUGUUUGAUUCGCCAUUACUUUCCAUUGAUGUUGUUGACCAAUUGGAGAAACCCAAUUCAAUUGAUUUUGUAUUGAAACAACACAAAGAAGCAACCGUAUUUAUUGCUACUGCCGCUGUGGUCAAGUUCGAUGCCCAGGAUCAGAAAAAAGAAGUAAUGGACCCAAGUCUUGCUAUUAUUGAAAAUACAUUGACUUCAAUUAAGCACCAUGGUGAGCAAAUUAAACGAGUGAUUUUGACUUCUUCGCUGUCUGCCAUGGUUGGUCCAGAUAAGGUAUACAGCUAUAAUGCGGAGUAUUCUGAUAAUGAUUGGUCCCCACUAGAUAUUGAGCAAGGUAAAACAAGUGGAGUCAUGGCUUACUUCACAUCGAAGAAAUUAAAUGAAAAAUUUGCUUGGAAUUUCAUUAAACAAGAAGAGCCUCAUUUCGACUUGGUUUCAUUGAACCCCGCAUUAUGUCUUGGUCCUACUUUCUUUGCUAAUAAAAUAAGCAUUGAUAGACUUCCGGCAUCUAAUAUGUUUAUUUCAAGUUUGUUAAAGUUACAAAAGGAUAGCCCUGUACCUGAAUUUGCAAGUGGUGCCAUUGAUGUAAGAGAUGUAGCUAAAGCACAUGUUUCAGUUAUCAAGAACCCCAAAGCUUCUAACCAAAGAAUCUUAUUGGAAGCAUACAAGGCAACUAAUCCAAAUAUCAUACACUACAUCAGAGAGAAUUUUCCUCAAUACAAGGACAAAUUGCCAGAUUCUGAUCCAAUUCCAGAAUCUGCUUUCAAAAUGCCAAACGAUAAAAAAAGUAGGGAGAUUUUAGGAAUUGAAAAUUACGAAUAUACAUUGGAGCAAUCUGUGGUUGAUUUGGUGAAACAAACCAUUGAAUAA
Molecule: messenger RNA, 1056 nt
Organism: Lodderomyces oxycetoniae
Lineage: Eukaryota; Fungi; Ascomycota; Pichiomycetes; Serinales; Debaryomycetaceae
Exons: 1
Coding region: 1-1056 (351 amino acids)
Molecular function (GO): oxidoreductase activity, acting on the CH-OH group of donors, NAD or NADP as acceptor
Source: RefSeq, a predicted model, not a curated record